This is a messenger RNA of Endocarpon pusillum Z07020, 3168 nucleotides long. RefSeq lists its product as uncharacterized. Lineage: Eukaryota; Fungi; Ascomycota; Eurotiomycetes; Verrucariales; Verrucariaceae. The coding region runs from base 1 to 3168 and encodes 1055 amino acids. The record is from RefSeq and is a predicted model, not a curated record. The transcript is spliced from 3 exons.
AUGGCGGCGUCGUCUGCUGGUAGCUCGCCGACGAGUGAUGCUCCACAGAUUCCACGGCGAAAUCUUCGACAGGCGACCCUCAUCAUCCCGCAAACAGGCAGGCGAGUCAAGAGAAGGAUAACGCUUCACGAAGUCGACGGGCACAAUGACGAGACUAGUUCUCCAGAGGAGUCGACCAGUGACACUACGCCUCUCCUUGUCCGUACUCGAACGAACUCCGCUACAUGGAGAAGAAAGCGAGGAACUCUCUCUGUGGGGCAAACAGCGAAAUUAAGAGCAUUGGAGAAGAUUAUGGGGGUCAAGCACUUCCUCAUGUCUGACGUUGGCAAAGGAGUCUUCAAAUGCUCUCUGGCCUAUCUUCUGGGCAGCAUGGCGACUUUUGUUCCGUUCCUACGAGAUUCCCUUGGGCAUCAGGAUGGAAAGCAUAUGGUGGCUACUAUUACAGUCUACUUCCAUCCGGCACGAUCGCUAGGGAGCAUGUUCGAUGCGCUCAUCUGCGCCUUCGCCGCGUUCGUCUAUGCGGCCUUUAUCAGUAUCACGAGCAUGAGCGUCUCAGCCUUUUUUAGCGAUACCCUCGAUCUGAUGCCAGUAGGUCACGUCAUUGUGCUAAUAGUCUUCUGCGGUGGAGGCCUGGGUUUCAUUGGGUGGGUCAAGCAGAGGAAGGGUGACGCUCUCGUAAACGUCGCUUGCUCACUUGCAUCUCUCGCAAUCAUCACGGUCAUCACUAAAGAAGGUGCUGUCCAAGCAGGAAAUUUUUCCUUCGCCAAGAUCAACCAAGUUCUGAAGAUGGUCGUGAUGGGGGUCGUGGCUACAAUGGCAGUAUCACUUGUCAUAUUUCCCGUGUCUGGCAGGUUGAAUCUACGGAAGAACAUAACCUCAGUCACAGAUUCCCUGGCCGAUAUGCUUGCUCUAAUCGCAAGUAGCUUCCUCUCUGGGUUUGAGCAGGAAUUAGAGGAGACACCUUUCAAGAACAUCGCUGAGCGGCAUCUGCAGACUUAUUCGACCCUGGCGAAGAACUUGAAGGAGGCCAGGUACGAGCACUAUGUAGUUGGAACCGAACGACAGUACAGGAUCGAGGCCAAACUCGUACAUUGUGUCCAGCGCGUCACUCAGAGCAUUGGCGGGCUGCGAAGUGCUGCUGCAAUGCAGUUUACUGUAUCGAGACAAACAGUGGCCCUAGCCAAGCAUGGUCAGAACAAAACCUACAGUGCGUAUAGCACACCUUCGUCUGGGGUUGGUCCAUUCGCAACGCCUCCAGCACGCACGAGCUCAGGAGAUUUCGCUGGCAUCUUGUCUGCUAUCGACGAGCUAUCAGAUGAGGAUAAUGCUAACGACGAAUAUCUGAACGGGCAGCUCUCAAGUUACAGCGUGGGCUUCAGGUCACCGUUAGAAAUAUUUUCUCUCUUCAUCCACCAUCUUGGUCCAUCGAUGAGAUCCCUGGCCUUUACGCUCAAAGAGAUCUUGGAUGAACAACCCUUUCGGCAGGGAGUCAAGCACGAAGUUACAGUCAGUCCCAAGUUUCGAACGAGCCUAGACCGAGCUAUUGAGCUCUACACGGGAGCUCGGCGGGAGGCCCUGAAAGCCGUCUAUGAUCAAAAGGAUAUGAAUCGAGACCGGCCCGUAGAAGUGGAAGCAGAUUGGGAAGAGGUUGCUGCUAGCUGUGGUCACUUCUCAUUCUCGCUUCUCGAGGUUGCUGAACAAGUCAAAGAAUAUUUGUUGAUUCUUGACGAGUUGCAGUUAGAAGUCGAAGAGCGUCCUGCUGGUCGGACAUGGUCAUGGCUGAAAUUCUGGAGACCCCAGACCAAAUCUCACCCAGGUUCAGAUGAACCUGAAGCACAACAUAUGAUCGACGACCCUGAUGCUGCAGGGCUGCCAGUAAAGAUCUCUGCAGAAAGGCGACUAAUAGAUACGCACAUUCUCUCUGAGAAGGACAAAGAGAAGCCUACGAUCAAGCAGCGUAUAUUUGGGCGCUUGUGGAGUGCUUUGUCGAUAUUUAGACGUGAUGACACGAAGUUCGCUAUCAAGGUUGGGGUGGGCGCCGCGAUAUAUGCAAUGCCUUCCUUUAUAGUCGCUACUCGACCUAUUUAUGGCCAGUGGAGGGGCGAAUGGGGUUUACUUUCUUACAUGCUUGUUUGUUCCAUGACCAUUGGUGCCUCGAACACGACAGGCUAUUCUCGGUUUCUGGGUACAUGUCUUGGUGCCGUCUGUGCUAUAGCAGCAUGGGAGAUCUCCAAUGGUAAUCCAUUUCUGCUCGCCUUCCUUGGGUGGUGCAUGUCUUUCUGGACAGCGUACAUCAUUGUUGGCAAAGGCAAAGGGCCCAUGGGAAGAUUCAUCAUGCUAACAUACAAUCUUUCCGCACUAUACGCGUAUUCUCUUUCGGUCCAAGACGAGGAUGACGAUGGUGAUGAAGGCGGCACUCACCCGAUCAUCAGUGAAAUAGCCUUCCAUCGGGUGCUCGCUGUGCUUUCUGGUUGCAUCUGGGGCCUUAUCAUUACACGACUUGUGUGGCCAAUCUCUGCAAGACAAAAAUUGAAGGACGGCUUGUCUCUUCUCUGGCUGCGAAUGGGUCUGAUAUGGAAGCGGGAUCCGCUGAUGACAAUCACUGACGGAGAGACACCCAACCAGUAUAUGAAUCUGCGUGAAGAAUUCGAGUUACAACGAUUCCUGUCGACACUGGAGAAACUGCAGGCUUCGGCCAAAUCGGAAUUCGAGCUCAAGGGCCCCUUUCCGGACGCACAAUACAGCAGGAUAUUGAAGAGCACUGGUCGCAUCCUGGACGCUUUCCAUGCUAUGAAUGUUGUCAUUCUGAAGGAUUUGACAACCAGCCAAGGCGAAACGGCACUAUUGAAAGCCACGGCUCGAGAGCGGGCCCAACUCUGCAGUCGUAUAAGCCACCUGUUCUCUGUUCUUGCAUCGUCAAUGGCGCUGUCAUACCCAUUAAACGACGCCUUGCCAAACACAGAGCACACUCGGGAUCGUUUGCUUGCGCGCAUUUUUGCCUACCGGAAGAGCGAAGCCAGUGCGAAUGGUACUUCGGACGAGGACUUCGGUCUGUUAUAUACCUACGCCCUUGUCACGGGACAGUUGAGUUGUGAGAUCAAGGAGAUCUUGAUGGAGAUUGAAGGUCUGUUUGGUGUCUUGGAUGAAGACUUGCUCAAAUUGCAAUAA